AUCAUCACCUAAAUCUUCAGUAGUACUGGAGCUAACAAGAUGCCGGUGUACAUCAGGAAGGGUCCAUUGGAAAUACCUCCAGGAUCUGAGAGAAAUUGGGCUGCUGAAGAUGAAGAGGAUUACUUCCUCAGGGAUCCAAACCAGACAGUAGACCAGUUGCCACAACCUUAUCGUAUUUUAACAAAAAUUGUGGAUUUCCUGAUUGACCAGGCAUGGGACAUUAUCACAAUAAAAGAGCAGAACAAAGCGGAAGAAAAAUGCAAGGCAAAGAUCUCUAUGUGUGAACCAACUGCUGAAAUCCAGAUCAAGAGAAGAGUGAAUUGCUUGGCUGUUUCAGAAACCUUUUUAUUUGCGGGACUUUCUGAAGGACUUGGUGUAUAUCGUUUGCCCGCUUGUACUUGGAUUUGUGGAUGGCAAGCUGCAGACAUAGAAAUUUAUAGCCUCAUUGUGUGCCAAAUUAAAAGUCACAUGUAUCUCAUUGGCACAGUGGAUGACAUGGGAAUCGCACGCCUAUUUUGCUUUGCUGAAGACAAAUUCAUCCUUUUGAAAGUGUUUAAUGAGCCAGUGGAUAUAAGUAAGCGGACUGUCAUUGUUCACUUUAAGAUCUCCUAUGGGGGAGAUUAUGUUGGGGUUCUUCAGGAAGGCAACGGAGAAUGCUUUCUAGAAGUUUACAGGCUGCCCAAAGAUGCCUGGUUGAAGGAGCUGGAACAAUCACAAGUAGGCGCACAACAAACAAGCUCAGCAAACACACCUCUAGCUUUGCCAGCAAGACAAGCGACACCCAGUCAAGUGGCACAAAGGCUUGCUGAUGUGCACGCAACAGAGGUUUCAGAAAUGACAGGCUUGGUACCCCCUAUGGUUGAAUUAAAGUUCACCCCACCAUUGCUGUUAAUGAAGAUUAAACCUCCCAGACCAAUCACAGGAAGCUUAUUCAAAAGUCCAAUGGAAGCAGUGCAGAAGAGUGAAGAAAGCAGUGUGUUUGGCACUGGACAGAAUCAUAUAAUCAGCUCUCAUCAGUGGGAGCAGCAAGAAGAAAUAUUUUCUAGAAUUUUUCAAAAGUACCUUCAUUUAGAAACCUCUGACUCAGAUGCAGGAGAAAGUUCAAGGCACACAAUGUUUCAUUUUCUUCAGCUUGGCAUUUUACAAGGUGAUUCAGAAAGAAAUCAUACAGCUUUGCCUAAUGCCAUCUGUGUUCACUGGAGCGGAAGCCAUAAUCUCUUACUCUACCAGCUUAUUAGACCUGCUAAGGAUAAGGCAGAUGCUGAACCAAAGCCUGAUACAGUUUGGCCAUGUGCAUCCAAUAUAACAUGUUCAGCAGUGAGUAGUUGUGCUUCGUUCUUGGCCCUUGGAUUGGAAGAUGGGACGCUUACAGUAUGGGACAUUAAAUAUUCUGGAUUCCCAUUAACUGUAGUUGGCCUUCCAGAGGGGAAGUCCAUCAAAAGUCUCUAUUUUCUAAAGUGCUCCACUUACCAAGAUCCUUUGUCAAAUAGAAUUCCAGUAUCAUCCAAAGCCCAGAUCUUGGUGUGGUUCACAGAUACAUCCCUCUACCUAGUUACUGCAGUAGGAGGCAAGGAAACUAAUUUUGUUAUUUUACAGGAAGGCUUUGAACAUUCAGAUGACCAAAUAAGUGCGGUUGUGCCGAUAAGUUCACUUCCAAAUUUGUAUCUUUUGUUUUCCUGUAAUGGCAAAGUGGAGCUCAUGGAUGUUACAUUAAAAACAACAGUUUGCCAGUUUUGUUUACCAUUCCCAUAUUUACUAGCAUCUCCUUGGCAACCAGUGUUUGCUCUUGAUUCAGAAAAUGCAACACUUUAUAUUAAAGGUGAUGAGAAAGUUGCUGCUGAUGAGAUUUUGGCUUCAGAAAACAGGGCUUGUUAUUUGUUUACUUUCACCUUUAGUAGCUUGUCACUAAUGUCUUCUAUUACCAAGAGCCAGCAGCAUACGUCACUUACCUUGGAGAGUUUACCAUGGGAACAGAAGUGUGAGGUUUUGCUGCAAAAUAGGUUGCAGACAUUUUCUGAGAGAAGAAAGCAAAUUGCAGAGUCAUGGUCUAGUCUUCGAAAACAUGCUGCUGAUUUAACACGUCAAGUAAAAUCAAACGGAUAACAGUUGUUGUGUUUUUUUUAUAUGUCUGUUAUUAAAAUUCAGUUUCAUACA
This is a messenger RNA of Bombina bombina (fire-bellied toad), 2154 nucleotides long. RefSeq names its product WD repeat domain 93 (gene WDR93). Gene Ontology annotation, molecular function: protein binding. The transcript has 16 exons. The record is from RefSeq and is a predicted model, not a curated record. Bases 40 to 2103 code for a protein of 687 amino acids. Lineage: Eukaryota; Metazoa; Chordata; Amphibia; Anura; Bombinatoridae. Gene Ontology annotation, biological process: electron transport chain.